UGAUCUGAUACGGACUACACCCAGCCGCUGCCUCACUGCCCUGGCUUUCUUUGCUGCCCCAGCCUUCGCGUUGCUCAACGUCGAAGUGUGGGUUAGAUUGGAGACUCUAAAUUGGCCUGCGGGGGGUUUCUUUCAUUUUUUGUCUUGCCUCUUAUUUGGCGACCAUACUCUGAAAGCUGUAGUUUAAAAAAAAAAAAAUUAAAAAUACUUAUAGCAUCAGUUUCUUGAAAAUGUCUUGGCAAAGCUACGUGGAAAACCUGAUGGCCGAUGGCAGCUGUCAGGAUAGCGCCAUUGUUGGGUAUACGGACGCCAAAUAUGUUUGGGCAGCACAUGCCGGCGGUACUUUCAACAAUAUCACGUCUCAGGAAAUAGACGUCCUUAUCGGUAAGGACAGGGAGACCUUUUAUACCAGCGGUCUCACUCUGGGCUCAAAGAAGUGUUCAGUCCUCAGAGACAGCCUCCAGGAUGAGGGGGACUGGACAAUGGACAUCAGGACAAAGAGCCAAGGAGGAGAACCUACAUACAAUAUCUCUGUGGGAAGAGCUGGCAAAGUUUUGGUUCUUGUAAUGGGCAAGGAGGGGGUCCAUGGAGGCGGCUUGAAUAAGAAGGCUUACUCAAUGGCAAAAUACUUGAGGGAUUCAGGGUUUUAAUGUUUUCAAGCUCACUUAGAUAAAAUUGAGGGACAAAAAGAAGAGAAAAGAAAUAUUGCUGUUAAGAUUUCUCCUGAAAGCAGUCAAAUGUCUUGGAAACUUUUAAUAGCAAUGAAGAGUGGUAAGAUGCUGUAUCACCUUUGUUUCCCCCCCCCAUCCAUCCUGUAGGGGGGGGGGAAGACUCUUCAAUUCUGUUCAUUUCUCUUUUUUUUCCUUGUGUGCUCCAGUAUUGGUUAUAGUCAUGGGAAAGGAGGCGGUCCAUGGUGGAAAUCUUAACAAGAAAGCACAUGCAAUGGCUGAGUACCUGAGGAAGUCUGGAUAUUGAGCAACCUCUCCACCCGUUCGUCACCUUAGCAGCUCACUACCACUCACCAUAUUGUGUUGACACUACUUCCAGGAUUAGGUGGCAUACAGUGUUACUUCCUAUCCAGUCUACUUUUAUACACAACCUUUUGUUUGCUUAACUCCCCCUCCCUUAUAUAUAUUUUUUUUAAAUGUUCCCCACUUUAACAUUGUACUUCAGUUUCUGACACUACAGUAAUGGCAUGUUCAUUGAAAUGUUUAUUAACCACAAAUGUGCAAAAAAAGAUUGCAAAGUGUAAUAAAAUUGUUCAACAAAUUUGGACUCGCCUUGUAUAACAUUCACUGCAGCAAGUGGCUAAUAUUAAAAAGGAAGUACAUAUGUAAUGGUGGUGACAGUUUGUAUAGUUAUGCUUUUUUUUUUCUUUUUC
Molecule: messenger RNA, 1381 nt
Organism: Archocentrus centrarchus (flier cichlid)
Lineage: Eukaryota; Metazoa; Chordata; Actinopteri; Cichliformes; Cichlidae
Product: profilin-2-like
Exons: 3
Coding region: 231-650 (139 amino acids)
Biological process (GO): actin cytoskeleton organization; positive regulation of actin filament bundle assembly; regulation of actin filament polymerization
Cellular component (GO): cytoplasm
Molecular function (GO): actin binding
Source: RefSeq, a predicted model, not a curated record